AUGCUGAGCAAAGUCCCAGAAGAGUCUGAGAAGCUGGUGCGCGAGGUCAGCGACCUCGCAGAGGCCUUCAUCACAAACCUGAAGCGCGGAAAGCUCGCCGCUGCGCGCAGCGGCGAGGAGAGUCUCUCCACGGCGGCCGCGGUGGAGAUGGCAGAUAUAAUGUCGACCAUCGUGCGUCUCUUCCAGAAGGCCGAGAAGGACCCACACAGCACGACGAUACAGCUGCUUAAGGCCGGCUACCCGGCGGCCGAGGUGGCGAGCAUGCAGGUCAGCCGCCUCCUCAUUCUCGUCGCCCGAACCGGCGACGCGAUGUUGCGAGCACAGUUCGCCACGCUCUUCCUCAUGAACGUCACGCGUCGCGUUCUUUCGAUUGUGAGGGAGUCUGCCGCCAACAGCAAGGCCACCGACGCGGAGCUCGAAGAUGAGGCCAAGACAAUGCUGAACGACCUCGCCUCGGACGACGAGGCAGCGGUGGUCGAAACCUCUGCCGACACCAGCUCGAGCUCCAGCAACAGGUGCGGCAUGGACGACUCCGCAGAUCCGGCCAGCCCGUCCCUGUCAGCCAAGGGGAUGAAGCCGGCUCUCAAGAGGGAUACACUCGCCUCUCAACCUCUCCCUCGCCGCGGACUCUCGGUGCGCUUCGCUGGCACCUCCACAAGCUCCGAAGAGGUGAGUGGUGGCCACAUGCGCCCGCUGCAGCAGCACAGCACGUCGGUGGCUAGUGACUUUGGGGGGCCGUUGCUGCAGCACACCGGCUCGAUAGUGGCGACGGAGAUACCAGGCCGGCAGCUGCUGAAGCGCGCGCCGAGCCGCUGUGAGCAAGUGCUGGAGGCGGGCAGUGGGGAGAUCGAGUUCCCGGUGCGCAUGGAGAUCUUUUACCAGGACGCCCUGGACGCCAUCGACGAGUUCAAGCGGGAGCUAGAGGGGAUGACCGAGGAGCUGUGCCGCCGUUCCACGCGGCAGCUGCACUCGUCGGACACGAUCAUCACGCUGGGGUGCAGCCAUACCAUCCGCCGCUACCUGCUGGAAGCUGCUCGAGCGGGGCACCACUUCAAAGUCUUUAUCCUUGAGGGUGCGCCGCUGCCGGCGCAGGCGACGCAGGAGUUUGCGGAGGCGCUGUGCAGCCGUGGCAUCACUGCACAGCUGUUGCCAGAUAGCUCCGCCUACGUGGUCAUGAGCAUGUGCACCAAGGUGCUGGUUGGUGCCGAGAACGUCUUGGCCAACGGCGGCAUGCUCGCAUCGAUCGGCACCCACGUCCUCUGUGCCGCUGCUCGCCACUUCGCUGUUCCCGUGUUGGUGGCCACCACAACGCUGAAGAUGUCCCCGUACUAUCCAAGCGACCAGCUGUGCACGCGGCUGGUGCGCAUUGCACGCUCGGGGGCGCAGGAGAUGCCGUGGUCGACCUAUGGCUCCCCCGAGGACGUGUGGCCCUCGCCGUUUGGCGUCUCCGUCUCCGACAGCGGCCGCCGCCUGACCAUCCACGCCCCCGUCACGGAGUACGUGCCGCCUGAGCUCAUUACGUUGUUUUUAACUAACGACAGCGAGCUGUUGCCCUCGCAGAUCCACCGCAUUGUGCGGGCGAACUACAGCGACGCAGAUUGA
Molecule: messenger RNA, 1602 nt
Organism: Leishmania mexicana MHOM/GT/2001/U1103
Lineage: Eukaryota; Euglenozoa; Kinetoplastea; Trypanosomatida; Trypanosomatidae
Product: putative eIF-2B GDP-GTP exchange factor
Exons: 1
Coding region: 1-1602 (533 amino acids)
Biological process (GO): translational initiation
Cellular component (GO): eukaryotic translation initiation factor 2B complex
Molecular function (GO): translation initiation factor activity; guanyl-nucleotide exchange factor activity
Source: RefSeq, a predicted model, not a curated record